AUGACCUCGUUACCGAUGGUCGCCCCGAUAUUUCCGGCGGGGAAGGAGCCGUUACCGCCUGGCAUCACCGACGAGGAGAAAGCCCAGUAUGAGCAGAUGAAGCGCUGGCAGGGCUACACCACCAUGGCCAUGGAAUCCUGUGUUGCGAAGACCGCGAUCGCGGGUGUCGGAGGCUUUGCGAUCGGCGCCUUCUUUUCGCUCAUGUCUGCGUCCUUCGCGUAUGAGGAUCCGCUGUUGCGAGAUCAGAUGGCAGAGCGGAUGAACACGAAGCAGAAGACGGUUGCGUACUUCAAGGAUAUGGGCAAGGGCAUGUACCGUAGCGGGAGCGGUUUUGCCAAGGUCGGCGCGUUGUUUGCGGGGAUAGAGUGCGUUAUCGAAUCGUAUCGAGCGAAGAACGACAUGGUCAACCCCGUGGCGGGCGGCUUUAUCGUCGGUGGCAUCUUAGCCAGGAACUCGGGUCCCAAAGGUGCCUUAUUAGGUGGCUUGGGCUUCAGCGCGUUUUCUGCCGCCAUCGACAUGUUCUUAAGGCGGGAGCCAGCAGACGAUGACUGA
Punctularia strigosozonata HHB-11173 SS5 is the source of this 552-nucleotide messenger RNA. RefSeq names its product mitochondrial import inner membrane translocase subunit TIM22. NCBI's taxonomy places the organism in Eukaryota, Fungi, Basidiomycota, Agaricomycetes, Corticiales, Punctulariaceae. Gene Ontology annotation, cellular component: TIM22 mitochondrial import inner membrane insertion complex. The transcript has 4 exons. Gene Ontology annotation, biological process: protein insertion into mitochondrial inner membrane. The coding region runs from base 1 to 552 and encodes 183 amino acids. Gene Ontology annotation, molecular function: transmembrane protein transporter activity. The record is from RefSeq and is a predicted model, not a curated record.